This is a messenger RNA of Labrus bergylta (ballan wrasse), 3562 nucleotides long. RefSeq names its product fatty acid 2-hydroxylase (gene fa2h). Gene Ontology annotation, cellular component: membrane; endoplasmic reticulum. Gene Ontology annotation, biological process: lipid biosynthetic process; fatty acid metabolic process. Lineage: Eukaryota; Metazoa; Chordata; Actinopteri; Labriformes; Labridae. The record is from RefSeq and is a predicted model, not a curated record. Gene Ontology annotation, molecular function: iron ion binding; fatty acid 2-hydroxylase activity; heme binding.
UUACAGCUUUUGGGUGGCAACGUCGAAAUUGAAUUCUUUACCAGUCAGUGAGUGUUAGAACUGUCUCUGCCCUGCGUCCUCUCUGUACAGUUUUCUAUUCAGGUGUAGGCCUACGCUCUGCAUCUCCAUUACCAGGAAUGUCUCCGUCGACGUCCCCCAGGUUCUUCACUGAGAGGGAGGUGGCCCGACACUGCACUAAGGACUCCUGCUGGGUUCUCCAGGGGACCAGGGUGUACGACGUGACCGCUUUCUUGCGUAUGCACCCGGGUGGUGAGGCGCUUAUACUCAGCCGAUCAGGCAAGGACGUGAGCCAGGAGAUAGAAGGACCCCCACACCGCCACUCCGACAAUGCCCGACGGUGGAUGGAACAGUACUACAUUGGGGAGCUAGACAGAGACAACUACUCCGAAGAGGCAAAGACUCUGAGAGAAAGGAGGAAAGCCAGUGAACAUACAGCAGAAGAUACAUCGGACAAGAAUGUGAAAAACAAGGACGAUAAUGCCCCGUUCAACCAUUGCAGCUCCGUGGACCUUGACAAGGAUUUGGUGGACUGGAGGAAGCCCUUGGCAUGGCAGGUAGGCUACCUCGGAGAGAAAUACGAUGCGUGGGUUCACCAGCCAGUUGACAGACCAAUCCGAUUGUUUGGGAACCCUUUUCUGGAGGCAAGCACCAAGACAUCCUGGUACUGGGUACCAGUGGUGUGGCUUCCUAUUGUCUUUUAUUACAGUUGGCACUGCUACACCACCCUGGCAAAAGGAACCACCAGGAUAGUCCUCACUUCAGACUUCUCGAUCCUGAUCCAUGAGUACAUUUUCCCAAUACUGUUUUUACUGGGCUGGUUCUUGUGGUCGUUCAUUGAGUACUGCAUCCAUCGCUUUGUCUUUCACAUGAAACCCCCUGCCCACAACUACUAUCUCAUCACCAUACAUUUUCUUCUGCAUGGACAGCACCACAAGUCUCCAUUUGAUGGCUCCCGGCUGGUCUUCCCCCCAGGCCUGGCGUCUUUUGUAGUGGGAACUUUCUAUGCAAUCCUCCGCAACACUCUCCCAGAUAUCCUUGGGAUAUCUGUGUUUGUUGGAGGACUAUGUGGCUAUGUCAUAUAUGAUAUGAUCCAUUACUACCUUCACUAUGGCUCACCAAAGAGAGGCUCCUAUAUGUACAGUCUCAAGACCUACCACGUGAAACACCACUUCGAGCACCAACGAUCAGGUUUUGGAAUAUCCUCCACAUUCUGGGACCAUCCCUUCAACACAGUCAUCCCAGAUGAAAAAAUCUAAUACUGAAAUGGCUCAUCUUCAGGGCCACAGGAAUAAACAAGCUUCAUCAUAUCAACCAGUCCUGCUCCUAUAACCACCUUGAAAAUCUUUACUUUAUUCUCUGCAGAGGUAUCUUUAACACCGAAGUAGGAACUUCACAUUUAGACUGCUGAAUCACUGAUCUAUCCAAACUUAAUAUAUCACAAAACUACAACAUAUUUUUUGCAUGUACUUAGUUAGCUAGGUGUAAUUAUAGCCAUUCAUGGGAAUUAUAGCCACUUCUGCACAGUUGCAAGGGCUUUCUGUGCCAUUUUUCACAACUUAAUCCAUUACUACUGCUGUGCUCUUCUCUUUAGUGAGUGCACUUGCCAAAUCAUCACCUGAUAGGCACUAACAUGAUAACGUUAAUAGUAAAUAGAAAGGAAGAGAGUGUCACAAGCACAAAUAAGGGUAAGUCACAUUUAUGUGUUUGGAUUGUUAUGGUACACUUUAAUUAUAACCAAUUUCUCAGUGAUUGUCAAAUGCGUAUAUACAAAAUGUCACCAAGGCCCUUAACAAUAUUUUGAAACUCUUUUUUACUGGUCCAAACAUUCAACCACAGCUCAAGUAGACACACACACACUGUCCUAAAUACCCUCAGAAUGAGAGAAAGGAAGCAAGAAGGGAUGGAAGCUGGAAAGAGAACAUGAAGAAGAAAAUCAUUUGACUAGGUGACCAACAGUAUGUGACAGUGUGUCGAAAGACUGAGUGAAUGAGAGCCAGCACACUGCAAAAAAAACAACCUCAGGAAAAUGUCUUCAUAUUUUGUCAGCUCUGUCUGUUGCUUGAAUAUUAUUGUAAUUUUUCUGUCGGCCACUAAGCUACCCAGCCAUCCUACAUGACCAUAUUUGACGGCAGGCUUUAUGACAACAAAAAAAUAAUUUACCAUGGUAUGUCUCCUGUAGUUGGUAAGCAGCUGAGAACAGAAAAUAUUCACAUAUCUGAACAUGUUGAGAUGUCCUAAAAAAGUGAUGUUUUAACUUUAUAAUCAUCAAAAAAUAUGAAAAGGGGAAAUAUUACAUUUCUGCAGUAAUUUGGUGUACAAUUAAAGUAAAUUUUAUGAAACAAUUGUGAAAAAAUGUAAUUUCUGCUAGUCUGUUGUUAAACUUCCUUAAUUUUCAUAUUUUUUUAUGUUUAUGAUACACACUAAAUGAAGAAAACACUAUUGUAAGAUAUUCAAAGGAUUUCUAAUUUAAUCUAAUGAACAUUUUAGGUAAGAAUAGUUUCUUGUUAGCAAGACAAUAACAAUGUGGAUGUAUUUAAGUGUAAAAAUGUAUGUAGAUGUUAAAGUGUUAUCAUGUUAGAGGGAUACAGAUGAAGGCAUGAGGCCAGCCUGUCAGACAACUUGCUGUUGGAAUCCUAGGGCCAAGUAUGUGCUUCCUACAUUUUGUGGACUAAUCCUCUGAUAGAUGUAUCAAAAGCAUUUCUGUGGCCCUGAAGAUUCCCUAAGGAUGACGAUGGAAAAUGAUCUGACUGGACAGCAGGUUGUCUUGAUAUUGAUUGGCAGAUUCUCCAACUGUCUCUUCUUACAGAUAACACUGAAACUUCAUUAAAACAAUUUAAAAAUCUAGUAAGAGAACAGUAAGAUAGUAAUGUUUUAUCAACUUUUCUAGUGUUCGGGCAGGCGGCUACUUAUACAAUAUGUAUGUACAUUGAUUAAAUUAACAUGUAAAAUCUUUUUCAGAAUAUUCUUACAGUUUAUAAAGAAGAGUUAGAAAAUAAUACAGUAAGAAAAUGUAUUUUGCAUUGCUUAUUUUAUUUAAUGUAUUACCACAUGUAGAGGACUUUUUUUGACUAAAAAAAUUGGUUUGGUUUAAACAAAACAAGACCAACUGUGUCCUGUUUUCUUAAGCACAUCAGUUUACACAAACCCCUUCCCUAUCUUUGAUAUAUUGACUUUGCACCGCAUUGAAAGUGCUUCUGAAAGAACCAAAAACAUUUUAUGUAAGAAAUGUGCCAGUUAUGAAUAUAAUUAAGAGUUUGAUAAUGCAUACUGAUUGUGAGGAUUCUUGGCAAGGUGAAAAGAAAACACUUGUUGGAAAUAAGUACAUUUUUAUUUAUGAAUUUUGAAAAAAAAAAAAAGUAAAACGACAGCUUUAUGGCUUUGAAUCUGUCAGGUAAACUUUUCCUUGUGAUAAAUAAUGUUGCAUAAACUAAUACUUCCUAAUUGUGUUUACUAUAAUAUCUGUAAACUUGUAUUUUGGAAUUUUCAAUGUCUAUGCAAAUGAAAAAAUGUGUAAAUACAGUAAAAGUAUACAUAUUUCUGA